UCAGGACAUACACAGCGUACUCUGACCUAACGUUGCAGGAGGUCAGGUGACAGCAGCAUGGGCCCUGGGAAGAGAUGAGAGCUGGGAAGACAGCCUGACUGGGAGAGGAGGGGAAGAGCAGGAGAGAAAUGGCUCAGAAUUUUGUCCAGAGUAAACUCUCUGCAUCCAAGGUAACCAUGUUCGAGAAGAUCUCAUGUCCUUUUUGUGUCAGAGCAAAAGGAAUUCUGCAGAAAUACAAGUUCAAGGAGGGCCACCUGGAAAUCAUUAAUAUUGCCAAUCUGGAUAUAAUGAACAGUUUGCAGGAUUACUUCUUACAGAUCACUGGGGAGAGGACGGUACCUCGUAUUUUCAUUGGAGAGAAGUGUAUUGGAGGCUGUUCUGAUCUGGCACCCCUAGAUGGCAGUGGAGAGCUAGAGAAAAUGCUGGUAUCAAUUGGAGCCCUGCAGUAAUGACAUGAAGCCUGUGGUUGGAUCCAGAGCAGAUCCUGGGUCUUGAGUAACUAAUAUUACCAUUCAAAAUAUUUAUAGUUUUUUUGCCAAUAAAGUUGAUCUUAAAAUGAA
Molecule: messenger RNA, 560 nt
Organism: Bufo gargarizans (Asiatic toad)
Lineage: Eukaryota; Metazoa; Chordata; Amphibia; Anura; Bufonidae
Gene: GLRX
Product: glutaredoxin
Exons: 4
Coding region: 129-449 (106 amino acids)
Source: RefSeq, a predicted model, not a curated record